UUUACGUCACGUCAGCCGUAAAGCAAAAGCAAUGGACUAGGUGACAAUAAUGAUAUGAGAUAACUGAACAUUGUAACGCUACCUUGCAGAAUUUUGUUUGUUUGAAGCUGUUAAAUUCCGAUAAAGUUUGAUAUUACUCAUUUGUCAACCUCUCACUUGUCACCACGUCUGAGUAAAGUAUUUUAUUAACACCCUGUGUCCCCCUGUGUGGCGAGAAAGCGACGAGAGCCAGUGGAAGAAUUGCUUUUAGCCAGUCAUUGCAAUGGCCUCCGAAAGCGGCGAUAGCAACAUGGAUAGAGAAAUGAUUCUGGCCGACUUUCAGGCUUGCACCGGAAUUGACAACAUUGCAGAGGCAAUCACUCUUUUAGAGCUUAAUAACUGGGAUUUAGUGGCAGCCAUCAAUGGAGUGAUUCCACAGGAGAAUGGGAUCUUACAAAGCAACUUUUCCAGUGAGGUGAACCAGGCCAGCAUGUAUGGACCUCCAAGCCAAUCAGAGGCAGCCGAUGCAGCAACAGGAGGUGCAGCUCCUCCCACAUCCUCUUCGUCUUCGUCCUCCUCUCCACCGUCGUCCUCGACUUCAGCUUUUUGCCCCAGCAGCUUCUCCUCCCGACACAUUGUAGAGCGUCAGCCCCGGAUGCUCAACUUCAUGGUGGAGUACCGACAACGCACUGUAGAGCUGGUACUGGAGGAAGGCAGCACAGUUGGAGACAUCAAACAAAUCCUUGAGACAGAUCUUGGGGUUCCGGUGUCCAAAAUGCAGCUGAAGGGAUGGAAAAGUGGCGAUGUAUCCGACAGUACGGUGCUGAGAAGUUUACACCUGCCCAAGAAUAACAGCCUGUAUGUCCUGACCCCCGACAUCGCCCCUUCUGCCAGCACCAGCAAAAACAGUGCUCUCCAAGAGUCGUUAAACCAGAACUUCCUGCUGGUCAUCAGCCACCGCGAGGCACAGAGGGACUACAAUCUCAACUUCCCCGGCUCCAGAACCAUACAGGAGGUGAAGAGGAACAUUUCAGACUUGACCAACAUCCCAGUUCGGCAUCAACAGUGGGAGGGGUGGCCCGCAUCAGCAUCUGAUGACUCUAUGACGCUAGCUGUCUCUGGGAUCAGCUAUCCUUGCCAUCACCUCAGUGUUUGUCGAAGGUCUUCACCAGCCAAUUCCCGGGAACCCACAGAAGAGUGUGCAGAUGUCCAUAUGGUCAGUGACAGUGAGGGGGAUGAUUUUGAGGAUGCGUCAGAGUUUGGUGUGGAUGAUUCAGAGAUGUUUGGACUGGGCUCCUCUGCCUGUCGGAAAUCACCUAUGAUGCCAGAGAAUAGUGAGAACGAAGCUGAUGCCUUACUGCACUUUACUGCCGAAUUUUCCUCAAGGUAUGGAGAGACCCACCCUAUGUUCUACAUUGGGUCUUUGGAGGCAGCGUCUCAAGAAGCCUUUUAUGGCAAAGCCAGAGAUAGAAAGCUGCUGGCCAUCUACCUCCACAAUGAUGACAGUGUCCUCAGCAACGUCUUCUGCUCCCAAAUGAUGUGUGCUGACUCCAUUGUCUCCUACCUGAGCCAGAACUUCAUUACAUGGGCCUGGGAUGUCACUAAAGAAGCUAACAAAGCCAGACUACUCACCAUGUGUACGAGGCACUUUGGCAGUGUGGUGACACAGACUAUACGGACAUACAAGACAGACCAGUUCCCCCUGCUCCUUAUAGUCAUGGGCAAACGCACAUCCAAUGAAGUUCUAAAUGUUAUUCAAGGCAAUACAACAGUGGACGAGCUGAUGAUGAGAUUAAUGGGAGCAAUGGAGAUCUUCACAGCACAACAGCAAGAAGACAUCAAAGAUGAGGAUGAGCGAGAGGCGAGAGAGACAGUGAAGAGAGAACAGGAUGAGGCCUACCGUCUGUCUUUAGAGGCUGACCGUAAAAAGAGAGAAGCCCAAGAGAGAGAGGAGGCCGAGCAGGUUCGUCUGGAACAGAUGAGAAAGGAGCAAGAGGAGGAGAAGGAGGCAAUCCGCUUGUCAUUGGAGCAGGCCCUACCGCCAGAGCCUGACGAGGAUUCUGGAGAGCAAAUCAGCAAACUGCGAAUCCGCACACCGAGUGGCGAGUUUCUGGAAAGGCGUUUCCUGGGCAGCUGUAAGCUUCAGGUCCUCUUCGACUUUGUGGCCUCCAAGGGAUACCCCUUUGAAGAGUUUAAGCUCCUCACCACCUUCCCUCGUAGAAAUAUCACCCAGUUGGAUCCAGGAUCAACUCUGCUGGAGGCCAAGUUGUUUCCGCAGGAGACGCUCUUCCUGGAGGCUAAAGAGUAGGAACUGGCCCCUCUGAUAGCUGAGAGGACUGAGUGACUGAUGGACUGGCUGGGCACACACUAGUCACCGAGCAUGGGCCCCUACCAGUCUGGGCCUACAGUACACACCCUCACACACACACACACACACACACACGCACCAACACACAAAAACUAUCCUCUCAGACGUACAUGAACACACUGGCAUGCACAUCCAGUGACACACAAGUGCAAGUAAGCUUCUCUGCCCUCGUCCUGGUCGUGGCACAUGAAUGCAGAGUGUGCACGUGUCGCAAAGAGGAGCAAAGAAAGUAUCACAAGCACACAGCCAAACAUUCACCUCCCCCAAAACCUGCUCCCUCUCUCUGUCUCUCCUCUCACGUAUUUCACAACCUCACGUUCCCAACUGCUGUGUCAUGGUUUUCUCUCACAACACAAACACAACACAGCACGAUAACAGCAUUGAGAGACAGAGUAGGCACAUCUUUGUCACAGGAUUAAAAAAAAAAACAAAAAAAAAAAUUUAAGAAAAACAAAAAAAAAAAUGGACUUGUUCCCUUGUGUUUCCACAUUCAACAUACCAAGGCUGCUUUUUUAGAACAUGGUUUUUGUGUUUGAAAUUAAAAAGAAGAAAAGGAAAAAAAAAAAA
Scatophagus argus is the source of this 2914-nucleotide messenger RNA. It is a transcript of the gene faf1, whose product is annotated as Fas (TNFRSF6) associated factor 1. The record is from RefSeq and is a predicted model, not a curated record. Bases 263 to 2287 code for a protein of 674 amino acids. The transcript is spliced from 19 exons. Gene Ontology annotation, molecular function: ubiquitin binding; NF-kappaB binding. NCBI's taxonomy places the organism in Eukaryota, Metazoa, Chordata, Actinopteri, Scatophagidae. Gene Ontology annotation, cellular component: nucleus; endoplasmic reticulum.